Ictidomys tridecemlineatus (thirteen-lined ground squirrel) is the source of this 2901-nucleotide messenger RNA. RefSeq names its product required for meiotic nuclear division 5 homolog B (gene Rmnd5b). NCBI's taxonomy places the organism in Eukaryota, Metazoa, Chordata, Mammalia, Rodentia, Sciuridae. The record is from RefSeq and is a predicted model, not a curated record. Gene Ontology annotation, molecular function: protein binding; ubiquitin protein ligase activity. Gene Ontology annotation, cellular component: cytoplasm; GID complex; nucleus. Gene Ontology annotation, biological process: proteasome-mediated ubiquitin-dependent protein catabolic process.
UGCCGCAGGCGAGUCAGCCGGCCAUCUGCCCCCCUCUGCGAAACCACGCAUGGGCGAGUCCAGACACUGGGUGCAACUGUCGCGACUUCCGGUUCCGAUGACAGCAGCGCCGGAAGCCGGGCCCCGGCUGCAGGACUAGGCAGAGGCUGUCAUGGAGCAAUGUGCAUGUGUGGAGAGAGAGCUGGACAAAGUCCUGCAGAAGUUCCUGACCUAUGGGCAACACUGUGAGCAGAGCCUGGAGGAGCUGCUACACUAUGUGGGCCAGCUGCGGGCUGAACUGGCCAAUGCAGCACUCCAAGGGACCCCUCUCUCAGCUACCCUCUCCCUGGUGAUGUCCCAGUGCUGCCGGAAGAUCAAAGACACUGUCCAGAAACUGGCUUCAGACCACAAGGACAUUCACAGCAGCGUGUCCCGAGUGGGCAAAGCCAUUGACAGGAACUUUGACUCUGAGAUAUGUGGUGUAGUCUCCGACGCGGUAUGGGACUCACGGGAGAAGCAGCAGCAAAUUCUGCAGCUGGCCAUUGUGGAGCACUUGUACCAGCAGGGCAUGCUCAGUGUUGCUGAGGAGCUGUGCCAGGAAUCAACACUGAAUGUGGACUUGGAUUUCAAGCAGCCCUUCUUGGAGUUGAAUCGAAUCCUGGAAGCUCUGCAUGAACAAGACCUGGGGCCUGCACUUGAAUGGGCCGUUUCUCAUAGGCAGCGCCUGCUGGAGCUCAACAGUUCCCUGGAGUUCAAGCUGCACCGACUGCACUUCAUCCGUCUCCUUGCAGGCGGCCCUGAGAAGCAGCUGGAGGCCCUCAGUUAUGCCCGGCACUUUCAGCCUUUUGCUCGACUCCACCAGCGGGAGAUUCAGGUGAUGAUGGGCAGCCUUGUGUACCUGCGGCUGGGUUUGGAGAAGUCGCCCUACUGCCACCUCCUGGACAGCAGCCACUGGGCAGAGAUCUGUGAGACCUUUACCCGGGAUGCUUGUUCCCUGCUGGGGCUCUCUGUGGAGUCCCCACUCAGUGUCAGCUUUGCCUCUGGCUGUGUGGCGCUGCCCGUGCUGAUGAACAUCAAAGCUGUGAUUGAGCAGAGGCAGUGCACUGGGGUCUGGAGUCACAAGGAUGAGUUGCCGAUUGAGAUUGAACUAGGCAUGAAGUGCUGGUACCACUCGGUGUUUGCUUGCCCCAUCCUCCGCCAGCAGACAUCGGAUUCCAACCCUCCCAUCAAGCUCAUCUGUGGCCAUGUCAUUUCCCGAGACGCACUAAACAAGCUCAUUAACGGAGGAAAGUUGAAAUGUCCUUAUUGUCCCAUGGAGCAGAACCCAGCAGACGGGAAACGCAUCAUAUUCUGAUUGCUGCCUGGAAGGAACUUUGUUGGAAGGGGUUUUCUCCCAUGAGCCUCAGUCUGUCUAGGGGCGGAUGGAUGAGUGGCUUUAGUGGAUUGGAAUUCAUUUCAGAGGAACUGGCUGAGGAACACUACCAUGGGGUGGAGCCUGUCCAAGCUUUUGGCAGAGGCCAAGAAAAGAGGUUAAGAGCUAGACUGGGCAGCUACCUCCUUGGCUAUAAGGAAAGGGAAAUGCUGGCCUCUGUACUCUUGCUGUUUAUAUUUGCCCCACUUAGCAACUGACAGAGUAGCAAAGGUCUUGGACAUCAGCAACAAUCUUCCACCCCCAUCCUCAGCCAUGGCUUUUACUGCCAUGUGAAGGCUGUAUCCACCUCUGCCUCUCAGCCUAGAUCCAGCUGUGGCCAGCUCCUCCCACUGUAUAGCCUCAACUGUAUAUCCAUUCCCUGUUGUAAAUAGUCCAAGUUAGAACUGAAUGCUGUUGUUUUAUAACUUUGAGCAAAUAUAUUCACAGCUCUUCUCCUUACUUCUAGUCAGCCUGGAGCUUCACUGACAAUUAUGUACCCGCUGCACCAUACAUACUGGCAUGGCCUGGUGGCUGCUAACAGAACCAUGGUUAGCCAGAUCAUCUGGAAAGUCUGCCUCGGGGGAAAAUGUGGGAGAUGUGCAACCCUGGGCAAGGUGCUUUUAUAUAUAUGUGUAUAAAAUCUUAUUAGAAAUCACUGUAAGAGGAUUUAAGAUUAAGAGUUUCAACAGCUCUUGACCCAAGCAUAAACUCUUUGCAGAUUACCCCAGGGAGGCUGAAGACUGGUUGCUAUGGGUACUAAAUCCUGUGGUGAGGGAGUUUAUAAGGCAGGGAGGGACCUCAGGUAUGCAAUGUUUGCAAAGGCCAUUAUGUUAAGAAGGAGAAAGGCCUGGGUUUGUAUUUAGCUUCAUAUUAAAUCUACUAGCCAGGUGCUGUGGGGCAUGUCUGUAAUCCAGUGACUUGGAAGGCUGAGGCAGGAGGAUUCCAAGUUCUAGGUCAGCCUCAGCAACUUAGCAAGACCCUGUCUCAAAAAAUAAAAAGGACUGGGGAUGUGACUUAGUGGUAGACUGUUCCUGGGUUUAAUCCCUAGUAUAAGGAAAAAAAAUUUACUGUUUUGAGGUUUUUCCCAGUAAGUUUUCCACAUUUCUUUUUUUUCCCUACUAAGUUGCUGAGGCUGGAAUUGAACUUUUGAUCCUCUUGUCUCAGCCUCCUGAGUUGCUGGGAUUACAGGUAUACAUCACAGUGCCCAGGGUCCACAAUGGUUUUUAAAGCUCCUGGAAGAAAAGAGGAAUGGGACAUGGGCUGUCGCUUAUGUAGUGGCUGCAGGCCCUGUUGCCUCAUCUCAAAGCCUACACUUCUCCUGAAAAUGAGAGUUGAAAGUUCUGGAGUACACAGGAAAAUCAGUUCUCAAGCUGGGCACUGUGGUGCAUGCUUGUAAUCUCAGCUUCUCAACUACUCAGGAGUCUGAGGCAAAGGAUUACAAGUUUGAGAUCAGCUUCAGCAACUUAGACCUUGUGUCAAUAAAAGGACUCAGGAUAUGGUUCAAUGAUAAA